AUGUCAACACAUUCAAACCACCCUUUUCAUUUAGUUGAUUAUAGUCCAUGACCUUUAACAGGAGCAAUUGGUGCUAUAACAUCUGUUUCAGGCUUAGUAAAAUGAUUCCAUCAAUAUGAUAUUUCUUUAUUUCUUUUAGGAAAUAUUAUUACUAUUUUAACAGUUUAUCAAUGAUGACGUGAUGUAUCUCGAGAAAGAACUUUUCAAGGUUUACAUACUCUUCCAGUCACAUUAGGUUUACGAUGAGGAAUAAUUCUUUUUAUUCUUUCUGAAGUUUUAUUUUUUGUUUCAUUUUUUUGAGCAUUUUUCCACAGAAGUUUAUCUCCAGCUAUUGAAUUAGGAGCUUCAUGACCACCAGCUGGUAUUAAACCUUUUAAUCCAUUUCAAAUUCCACUAUUAAAUACAGCUAUUUUAUUAUCUUCAGGUGUUACUGUUACAUGAGCUCACCAUAGAUUAAUAGAAGGAAACCAUUCACAAGCUACCCAAAGUUUAUUUUUUACAGUUUUAUUAGGAAUUUAUUUUACUAUUUUACAAGCUUAUGAAUACAUCGAAGCUCCAUUUACUAUUGCAGAUUCAGUUUAUGGCUCAACUUUUUUUAUAGCUACAGGAUUUCAUCGAAUUCAUGUAUUAAUUGGAACUUCUUUUCUUCUAGUAUGUUUAAUUCGACACUUAAAUAAUCAUUUUUCUAAAAAUCACCACUUUGGAUUUGAAGCUGCUGCAUGAUACUGACAUUUUGUCGAUAUUGUUUGAUUAUUUCUUUAUAUCUCAAUUUAUUGAUGAGGAGGAUAA
Messenger RNA from Ceratitis capitata (Mediterranean fruit fly), 789 nucleotides. The record is from the annotation of a RefSeq genome assembly. Lineage: Eukaryota; Metazoa; Arthropoda; Insecta; Diptera; Tephritidae.